AUGACACCUGCCAUCGCCUGCACAAGGCACAAGGGGACAGAGCCACGGGCAGCCAGCCGUUGUCUGCAUGCCCAUGCACCCGUUGCCGGGUUGGGGACAGUUGUCAGCCAUGGUGUCGUUCAGACCUGGCAGAAAUCCCGUAACGCCGUUACGUCGCAGGGUUACCUGAGCCGAUUUCAAGUUCACUGCGCGGCCGAACAUUCAUUGUCCCAGGUGGCACCAGAGGCCAUUAGGGUCCGCAAGGCCGACAAGCAACUAGUCGAGUCUGAUACUUGUAAUGGUCUCGAAGUGGAUUUUCAUGAAUCGUAA
Neurospora tetrasperma FGSC 2508 is the source of this 309-nucleotide messenger RNA. RefSeq lists its product as uncharacterized. The coding region runs from base 1 to 309 and encodes 102 amino acids. The record is from RefSeq and is a predicted model, not a curated record. The transcript has 6 exons. NCBI's taxonomy places the organism in Eukaryota, Fungi, Ascomycota, Sordariomycetes, Sordariales, Sordariaceae.